This is a messenger RNA of Dermacentor andersoni, 2894 nucleotides long. RefSeq names its product clathrin heavy chain 1-like. The record is from RefSeq and is a predicted model, not a curated record. Gene Ontology annotation, molecular function: clathrin light chain binding; structural molecule activity. Gene Ontology annotation, cellular component: clathrin coat of trans-Golgi network vesicle; clathrin coat of coated pit; clathrin complex. Gene Ontology annotation, biological process: intracellular protein transport; receptor-mediated endocytosis. Lineage: Eukaryota; Metazoa; Arthropoda; Arachnida; Ixodida; Ixodidae.
UUCGUGGCCGACACCUUGUCAGUAGAUAUCUCUUGCUUCUCGUAAAGAGUCUAAAAGCCCAAACGCAUGUUAGCUCGAUAGAUAGGGAACGAAUUGUUAUCUGCUCCCCUGCUUUUGUAGCAGAUCGCACGAUGACAGUUGCCAAGUGGUUGGGACGACGAUACAUGUCGCCAUGGCCAUCGUCAUCAGCAUCACCGCCGGCCCGAGAAGUUUAUGCGGAUGUUUGCGUGCGCCCCGGAUCCCGUUGCUUGAAGCGCUGCACGUUGUGUAGGGUGUCCCGCUGGCGGCAACGCCGCGGUUCGCGUUGACAUAACACGCUAAUCGAUGCCCCCAUGUUCAUGUACCGGCCUCCUCGCGACAAACUGUCAUUCGUUGCCAAACGCGACGACUUCUGUCCGAUGACAGCGGCUGACGAUGUCCGCCGUCAGGAAAAAGUCGACCGCCGACCCGAAAAGCGUUACCCCUUCACUCUGCGUGACAGAACUUGUCCAGCUGACUCAGCUGGGCAUUCCGCUGGAGCACGUCACAUGGCCGCGUGUCACGGUCACCCCGAGCCAGUGGCUCUGCAUUCGCCACACCAUGACCUGCCGAAAUGCUUCCAGCAGCGCCGACAGGUGCUCAGUGGUGACCGUGUUCAACCCACAGCGGUCUGCGCCGCAAACUUACAAGGUCGAGGCACGCUGUGCCAAGCUGAAUCCAGACAAGCCCCUUUUAGCCAUCACAGACCAGUGGGCGCUGUACCUGUACAGCACACGCACCAAGAAGCUGCUGCACAAGAGUCGGCUGGAACGAGACCUCGUCUACUGGGCCUGGGUCACACCAUCCACACUGGGACUGGUCACACGCGACGCUGUCUUCCAUUGGGACUGCUCUUCGGCCCCAACAGAGCCGGUGUUCAUGUUUUCACUUCAUGAGCGCAUACGCAACACGGAACUCGUGGGCUACAUCACAGACCCAGGCCUCAAGUGGCUGGCGGUCACUGGACUCUUUCAAGAGGAGCAGGUGGUCUCUGGCCUGGUCCAGCUGUACAGCGUGGACCGGCGAGUGAGCCAGCUGCUGCCCGGCCAGUGUGCGCAGCUGUGCAGGCACCAAUUUCAAGGCCAGGCACACGCUUCGCAGCUGCUGCUGCUGGCCGACAGGGGACCCGCGGUACAGCGGCCCGAGGGCCGGCUCCACCUGUCCGAGCUGGGCCCGCCUGCCAGCACGGGUGGCGCCCUACGCGGGCCCAUCGCCGAGACGCUGGAGUUCUUUGACCCCCUCGACAAGUUCGACUUCCCUGUGUGUCUGCAGGUGUCCAGCAGCCAGGGCCUGGUGUACGUGCUGACCAAGUGUGGGGUCGUUCACCUGUGCGACCUGGAGACGGUGACGCCGCUCUGUCUGCACGUCGUGUGUCCUGACAUCACUUUCACUGCCUCGAUCACGCCCACUUGUGGGCUCAUGGUUGUCUCGCGCAAUGGCCAGGUUCUCUUGGUGGAGAUCAAAAAGGCUGCGCUUCUGCGGCGCAUCAUAGAGGUGGUGAACAGACCGGCCAUCGCCACUCGACUGCGCCAGACCUUGCCCUGAGUGUGCACCCUGACUGCCCCGGCACUGCUCGGAGGCAGUGCAAGUGCUGCACUGGGUCAAAGUAAUGCUCUUGUGUUUGUCUAGUCAUCGGGACUGAGUGUGAUGGUCCACCAGGGUGCUGUGAAGCGUUUAAUGUGUACUUACUCUUUGUGCCACUUGCUUUCCCUAGUGCGUAUAAGGUGCAGAGUCUGCCUUAGGUCACGGGCAUGCUCUAUUCUGUUUGUGUACAUAUAACCAGCCCUGCACGCAACUUGUGUGUCCAGUUCGACUUCAAAUGAGAGAGCAAACAAAAACUCGUAUCUUUGCAACUAGCACAAGUUGCACGGUGUUCAACUUUUGAAAAACGUGAUCUUCAAAAGCAAUGUUGUCUUGUAUGUUUGGUCUUUGUUGCUGCUACUUCUGCUAGCUGUUAAAACGUGGUAUGGCUUCUGUACAGUGAAAGAAGAAUUUGUGUGCAAACUUUACGUUCUAAUACAUUUGCAUGACAAAGAGAAUUUCGCCUUUAAAUGCAGCUACAUGGCAAUGUGUAUGGCAUUGCCUUGGAAGCCAUGUGUAAAGGGGAAACGAUUCUAGUGUAACCUGCACUUCUGAUUUGUACUUAAAUUUAUUUAAAUUUUAGUGCUCAUUAUGCAUGCAAAAGUAUUUUGAAGGGCCUUGAUUUUGUUGCAUAGGAUUACUGCGAUAAAAUGUGUUUCACAGGGAUUUUGUUUCAUAUUCAUGAUGUAAGGGCAUUGUAAGGGGACCGUUAACUGCACUGAACAAUGUGGUGACUCAUUUAAAUAGAAUUGAGCUGCGAUUAACAUUUGAAUGCAUUAAUCACAUAAGCGGGCUGUAGGGAGUGCACGAAACAUUGCAAAGUAUGUUGCUGAGGCUUUUAAAAAAACAGCAGUGUUUGAAUGGCUGCGUUGCUUUCACUGGUGGCCCUGGCACUGCCCAGCAUUCUGGCUACUUCUUAAGCCAUACUGCUGGCUAUGCAUCUUCUCGCAUAUAAGGCAGGAGGGCUGUCUAAAAGCAAGGACCAAAGUUCCCGUUUCAUCCUUGUUCAGUAUACAUGGCUGGCUCUCAGUUCUCAGCUUGUGCUUUCCCUUUCAAAACUGCAGCACUUUCUUAAGUCAUGCUGGGUCUGUUUACUAGUAUAGGGCCUUGCAUACAAGGUGUUUACUAGUGUGAAAGGUCUGUUUACUAACAUAGGAGAUGUAGUAAACCAACUCCAUGGGCCUGCCCUGGACACAGAAGUCUUUCUUUGCAAGAAGGCAAACUUUUCGCAUGUACAAUUAUUUUGUCAAAUAUUGAUGUCUUCUUAUAUAUAUAUAUAUAUAUAUAUAUAUAUA